Molecule: messenger RNA, 1506 nt
Organism: Carassius carassius (crucian carp)
Lineage: Eukaryota; Metazoa; Chordata; Actinopteri; Cypriniformes; Cyprinidae
Product: nuclear factor 7, ovary-like
Exons: 6
Coding region: 25-1401 (458 amino acids)
Molecular function (GO): zinc ion binding; protein binding
Source: RefSeq, a predicted model, not a curated record
UUUCUGGAGUUCUCACAAACUGAAAUGUCUCUCUCUGUGGAAGAGCUGUCUUGUCCCGUGUGCUGUGAGAUCUACAGAUCUCCUGUGUUUCUGUCAUGCAGUCACAGCAUCUGUAAAGACUGUCUUCAGGACUUCUGGAGGAGCAAGAGAACUCAGGAGUGUCCGGUCUGCAGGAGAAGAUCCUCCAAAACCGAUCCUCCUGGAAAUCUUGUGUUGAAGAACCUUUGUGAGUCCUUCUUGAGCGUUGAGGAGGUUUGUGAUUUGCAUGGCGAGAAACUCAAACUCUUCUGUGUGGAGGACAAGGAGUCUGUGUGUUUAGUGUGCAGAGAUUCAGAAAAACACAAUCAGCACAAAUUCAGGACAAUCGGUGAACUUCUUCCAUCUUACAAGGAGGAGCUCAGCAUCAACCUGAAGUCCUUACAAGAAAAGCUCAAGCACACAGAGGAAGUCAAAGGAGAGUGUGAGGAAGCAGUUCAGCACAUCCAGACUCAAGCUCAGCACACGGAGCGUCAGAUUAAUGCAGAGUUUAAGAAGCUUCAUCAGUUCCUCAUCGAUGAAAAAGAGGCACUAAUCAUUGCACUGUGGGAGGAAGAGGAGCAGAAGACUCAGAUGAUGAAGCAGAAGCUGGAGGAGAUGAACACACAGAUCUCAGCUCUUUCAGACACAAUAAAACACAUCCAGGAGCAAAUGAAAGCCAAAGAUGCCACGUUUCUAAAUAGCUUUGAAGCCACAAUGGAAAGAGCCCGGGGCCCACAGCAGGAGCCUCACAUGAGUCCUGCAGCUUUGAUUCAUGUGGCAGAUCACUUGGGCAACCUCACAUUCGGAGUCUGGCUGAAGAUGCGAGAUAUCGUCCAAAACGCUUCUGUGAUUCUGGACCCCAACACUGCACAUCCCGAGCUGAAGCUGUCUGAUGAUCUGACCGGUCUGACGUGGAGCACACAAACUCACGCCUGUCCCGCCAAUCCAGAGAGAUUCGACGUCUAUCCCUGCGUUCUGGGCUCUGAAGGCUUCAUCUCAGGAACACACUGCUGGGACGUGGAGGUUGGCGACAAUACACACUGGACUGUAGGAAUAACCACAGCAUCCAACCCUAGGAAGGGGUUUACAUUCUUUAGCAAAGAUGUCUGGUGUGUGUGGUACAAAAAUAAAGAAUAUUUCUCAUAUUACCAGGACAAAGCCUACACUCCAAUUCACGUUAAAGAGAAGCUGCAGAGGGUGAGGGUUUUACUCGACUGGGAUCGAGGAAAGGUGUCUUUUUCUGAUCCUGUAACUGACGCUCAUCUGUGUUCACUCACAACAACGUUUACAGAGAAACUCUUUCCGUUCUUCUCUAGCGUUUGUGUCACUUGUGGUCUGAGGAUCCUACCAGGUAAAAUAUGUGCAUCAGACCAGCACAGUUAAUGUGAUUCUGUAUACUUUAUGUUGUAGAUGAUGUGCAUAAUAAACACUUUUAUUUCAUUGUCUUUAUUUCCUGAGAUUUUUAACAUACAAGACUGCAUUGACACU